AUGUGCCCUGAACAAGCUGGAUUCAGACCAUGGCGUGGUUGUGCUGACCAGAUAUUCACGUUAGAACAUCGCUUUGCUACCUGUCACAUUGUCACGUGUUUCAUCGACUUUGUGGCUGCCUUUGAUUCAAUUGAUAGAGGGGCGCUUUGGUGGAUGAUGGAACGUGACGAUGUUUCAGAGAAAAUCAUUAGACUCAUAAAGGCAGUUUAUGAGCGCAUGUCGGCAAAGGUCUGUGUAUAUGGGGAAUUGACAGAAUCCUUCGAAAUGAGAACUGGCGUUUAUGAGGAAUUAUAUUCGUUGCGCAAAACCACUCAACGUGAUUCUCAUUUGCCUUCUCAUCGACAUGCUGGAUUUAUUAUUAUAAGUUUCAAAGUACUUGAUGGUCAAACCAAUAUAGAAACUUUGCUAAAAAUUUUGAUUUGUUUCGAUAUAAUUUUGAACAAUGAAAUUCAGCUUCAAUCGUUAGAGAAAUCUUGGUUAGCAUGGACAGGCGCUCGAGAAAUAUACAAAUAUUCACCAAGAAACUGGAAUUUAAGACAAAUUUCAUUUUUGCGACUUGCUGAGAAUAAAAAUCUAGUCGGUCGUCCAUUUCCAUAUGUAGUUACAUGCGAAUUUGGAACAAUUUUUCAUCCAUCCAAUAGAUUGAAAGCAAUGGAUCUAUGUGAGAGAUUACGCAUCCGCAACUGUGGAUAUAUUUCCUUGUAUCAGGUUCAAGGAUCAUUUGCAAAUAAUCAUAUCGGAAUUACACCUAAUAAAGAUUCAAAUAAAAGUGGACGUAGAACAAUGCUUCGUGGUUUCUCUUUAGAUGUUACUGAAGCUGGAAACAGCAGUCGGCGUCAUAAAAGUCCGAGAUUGCACGGUCGCAAUCGGUCAAUCAUUUAUAAUCAUGAAGAGAAUUCUCUAAAGGACUUUUUCAUUUUAUCAGUUGUCAUUGCGAUUAGUCAUUCUGAAGAACUGCGAUUCAAAAGUAUUUGUGGAAAACAAGAAAAUGCUGUAUUUAUUGUGAUCUGA
This is a messenger RNA of Dracunculus medinensis (Guinea worm), 1011 nucleotides long. NCBI's taxonomy places the organism in Eukaryota, Metazoa, Nematoda, Chromadorea, Rhabditida, Dracunculidae. The record is from the annotation of a GenBank genome assembly.